AUGGAGGAGAAUCCAGGAUUUGGAAGAGGUGGCAAUCGUGAUGAUUGGUACGAUGAUCGACGAAGAUCAGGAGGAGACCGCCAUAGCCAUCCAGAAGAUGGACGAAGGGGACGGUUUGAUCGUGGAUAUGAUGGCCCUCCUCGAAGACCACGUGAUCAUCUAGAUGAAGACAGGUUUGGCAGACGCUCUCGUUCUGACAGUCGGGGCGGUGGUCACUUCGACGAUCGCUAUGAUGAUCAUUACGAUGAUCGCUAUGAUGAUCAUUACGAUGAUCGCUAUGAUGAUCGUUUUGAUGAUAGAUAUGACGAUGGGAGGCAUCGUUCUAGAUCUAGAAGUAGACGAAGUCACGAUCGAUUCCGUGACCGUCGAACACCAUCUCCAGAAGUGGAACCCGAAUGGCCUCCUUCGUUUGACAAGGAUGGAUCCGCAUUUGUUUUUGACAAUCGAUCGGCAAUGUUCUAUGAAGCGCUGAGUGACUUUUUCUACGAUCCAAAAAGCAAACUCUACUACAGCAACAAGAAGGAAUCCUACUUUCGUUUCGACGAGAAAGAAGAUCCUCCAUUUGUAAAGGUAGAGAAGAGUGGUGGAGGGCCGCUGGAAGCAUCGGAGGUGACAGUUGAGCCCAUUGUUUCCGCGAUUGCAAAACCAAAGCCGAUGAUUGCGAUUAAUUUGAAGACCAUCAAGAAGAUCAAAGGAAGCAAGUCUUCAAUUGCCCGAUACAAACAUCAGGCCCCCUUGGUUUCAAAGGAAGAACAGCAACGCAUUGCUAAUAUUGAGAAAUGGAGGGAGAAGCAAGUAGAGAUUAAGGCUGAAGCGCAACUAGAAGAAGGGGAUGAAUCAAGACAAAAAAUCCGAUGGACCAAGAAAGGACAGCCCAUUUGUAUGCUCUGCAAACGAAAAUUCCAAUCGGUUGAGAAAUUGAGGUCGCACGAGCGAGACUCCGAAAUGCACAAGCAGAACGUGGUCAAACUUGAAGAGGCUAGGCAAGCAGUUCUCAAACGGAAAGAGUCACAAGCAGGAACCUAUACUGAUCGGGCCCAGAGGCGACGGGACUUGCAUGGAAUCGAAGGAGGAUUGAAUGCUCCAAGCGCAAGUAGGAUAGGCGAUCCAACUGAGGCCAUGGAACCAGCAACUGUUCCUAACGAUACAUUGGGAUCAGACAAUAUUGGAAAUCAGUUGCUGAGAAAGAUGGGUUGGCAAGAAGGUGAUAAAUCGGAAUCCGACCCACAAGAUAAUUUACGAAAGGAUUGGGAUAGGAUUGAGACUAUGGCGAAAAAGAGUUGA
Molecule: messenger RNA, 1284 nt
Organism: Cylindrotheca closterium
Lineage: Eukaryota; Bacillariophyta; Bacillariophyceae; Bacillariales; Bacillariaceae
Source: the annotation of a GenBank genome assembly